CUGUCAAAGGGCGUGCCCUUUGGACUCUGACAACCCAAAUUUACAACAGCACUUCCUCUUCAAGUCGCUUCCCCAUAUUAAUGUAUUCCUUUCGGUUUUAUCUCAGUUUGUCUUGGUAAUCGAAAUGCAGCCGAAAAAGCAACAUGUCCUGCUCAUCUGGCUACUUCUCUACUCCAGCAUGGUGGAGGCCCUGGAACCCGUAGGCACCACUAUCGCAAUAGGAGCGGUUGCUGUUACAGGAGUUUUAGUGAGAAGCAUGUCCUGCUACUUCAACGAGUGCUGCCAACCCGAGUGGAUAUCAUUCAAUAUAACAAAGCUAGAGAGAAACCUGGACAACAAGCUGUUCGGACAGCACAUUGCGUCCAGCAUCAUUUUAAAUGCUGUGAGCGGCUUCAUGAGAAACAGGAACCCGAAGAAGCCCCUGGUCCUCUCUCUCCACGGGUGGACUGGCACCGGGAAGAACUUUGUGAGCCAGCUCAUCGCCGAAAGCAUUUACAAAAAAGGAAUGAAAAGCCGCUUUGUCCACUUGUUCACAUCCACGCUUCACUUCCAGCAUAAACAUAGGAUUGAUACCUACGAGGCUCAGUUGCAGCAGUGGGUCAGAGGCAAUGUGACCGACUGUGAGCUUUCCAUGUUCAUCUUUGAUGAGAUGGACAAGAUGCACCCAGGCUUGAUUGACAGCAUUAAGCCAUACCUGGACUACUAUGACAAUCUGGACGGGGUCUCUUAUGGGAAGUCCAUCUUCAUCUUUCUCAGCAACGAAGGAGGAGACAACAUCGCUAAAACGGCUCUAGAGUUCUGGCAGGCGGGAAAAUCUCGAGAAGAGAUUGAACUCGACGACCUGGAAAACACACUUUCACUGUCCGUGUACAACAACAAAAAUGGGGGCUUCUUUCGCACAAGUUUGAUCGACAAGAACCUGGUGGACUUCUUCAUUCCCUUCCUGCCACUGGAGUACGAGCACGUGGUCCAGUGCGCCAUGGCCGAGAUGGAAGCCAGGAACCUCAGACCGAACCGCGAUGUGGCAGACAGAGUGGCCAAGGAAAUGAUCUAUACCCCUAAACUUGACAGGCUGUACUCUUCCACAGGCUGCAAGACGGUACAGAACAAGCUAAACUUCUACAUAUAGAUGUAGAAGGAAAUGAGGAUGAGGCACUAAGUGAUGUGACGGAUGUGAACGGAUUACAGGAAGUAACUGGAUCAAAUCUUUCUCAGUUUUUAUUAGAAGGAAUUUUGCACUUCAGCAGCUCUUUAUUUACUCUAAUAAAUGACCAGAGCUGUUAAAUCUCAUGGCGCACUGCUAAAAAUUACACAAGGGAAAUUAAAUGUCAUAAGAUUUGUUUUUAAGAAACUCAAGAUCAUCCUCUCAUCGUCAAUUCUGAUAGUCUAAAUGGAAACAGUCUUUGUGUUGGGUUGAUGCUUCCCAAAGUGUUAAAUUGUGUGAAAUAUAUAAGAUGAUUCUCAAAAGCAAGGUUUUUGUUAUGAAACAUAAUCAAGACCAUGAUAAUCGCUUUAAAACAUUUUUCACUUAUAAUGUAUUAUGACAAUGUAAAAAACAGAACACAUUAUAAUCAUAUUUUAGAGGGUAAAUAUGGAAAUGCAUUAAGUUAGACAUUGACCUGAAGCAACUUCUAUAAUAAAACGUUGUGAAUAU
Molecule: messenger RNA, 1654 nt
Organism: Poecilia reticulata (guppy)
Lineage: Eukaryota; Metazoa; Chordata; Actinopteri; Cyprinodontiformes; Poeciliidae
Product: torsin-1A-like
Biological process (GO): nuclear membrane organization; protein localization to nucleus
Cellular component (GO): endoplasmic reticulum; endoplasmic reticulum lumen; nuclear envelope
Molecular function (GO): kinesin binding; ATP binding; ATP hydrolysis activity
Source: RefSeq, a predicted model, not a curated record